Messenger RNA from Styela clava, 3791 nucleotides. RefSeq lists its product as uncharacterized. NCBI's taxonomy places the organism in Eukaryota, Metazoa, Chordata, Ascidiacea, Stolidobranchia, Styelidae. The record is from RefSeq and is a predicted model, not a curated record. Gene Ontology annotation, molecular function: DNA-binding transcription factor activity, RNA polymerase II-specific; sequence-specific DNA binding. Gene Ontology annotation, cellular component: nucleus. Gene Ontology annotation, biological process: regulation of transcription by RNA polymerase II; cell differentiation.
GUGUUUAAAAUAUCGCUAUCAAUACCUGUAUUGCGAUAAAUGCUUUGUCCAAAAGAGUUGGAUACAUAAUGAUGACCGAGAGGCGAAAUACGACAGGGAUCGCUCCUACGAAUUUCGAAAGAUUAGAAGCUGGAUUAAGGUGUAAUGACCAAGUUUUCUGGGAAAAAUUCAAAUCACCAAGAAGUUUUCAAGUUCAAGACUGUGGAUAUUUAGGAAUAAAGGACAUAAGCAGUGAAAUACAAUCAAGCGAUCAAAAGAUUCCUGAGAAGUUAUUUCAAAGUUCUUUGACAGUUGACACCGGAACUUCGCCAUCUCACCCGGAACCGCAAUCGAAUUCAAUAGACUUUGAGGAUUUCGAAGUUCAUCUGCAUGAACAGAGCUUUGAGAAUACCAGAGACUACAAAAAAGGAUUUUUUAACCCGAGCGAUACCGGAACUGUUGGGGCUUUCACAAGAAGUGAACCAAUCCCUAUUCUCGACCACAGGGAGCCCUUACUACCUCGGAUAGGUCGACCCCAAAUUUCAGGCAAUCUAUGGCGGGAAACGACUUUGUCUAAUUUGAAAAGAAAAGCGUAUUCCAUAACCCAGAGUUCAUCGGCUUUUGGAAAUAGAAGCUCCUUCGAGGAAUUUGACUUUAUUCUUUCUAACUCCUACGGUGGUAUGAAGCGUAAUGGUUCGACGGAAAGCUUAGACAGCGCCGAAGAGUCCGACGCCAAGAGAUUUCAGCCAUUUGUAUCUUGUGGGUUUUCUGGAAAGAAGAUCGUAAAUUCAUUGAAUUUGAUUCCCACUACCAGUUCAAUGUCUUCUUCAACACUGGGACUUAAUAUAAUGGAUCUUUCAUCUUCCCCUGGUCCAAAUAUAUUUGAAGGUGUAGCAGCUAAUAUUGCUAACUUUGGCAAUGAUACGUCGUUUUUGGAUUUGCAUCUAGAGUCCUGUAGUAAAGCGGAAUCUGCAAUAAAAACUUCGUUGUCGUCGACAGAGAAGUCGACUUUGGGAUUCGAUAGAAUUCCUAGUUCGUCUUCCUCUCCUUUAGAGUAUCCACCAAAUGUUGCAAUAUCACCAGGAUCAUGCAAAAGUCCGUAUUCCUGUACGUCACCAGGAUUUUGCAACUUUCCUUAUCAUAAUCACGACAAUGUAUUCAGAUCCUCACAAACAUGUGGUCACGGGAUUAGUGAGCCUCCGAAAGCGCAAUUUCAUCGCCAAAUGAGUGAAGAAGCUGCAAGACUAUUUUCUCUGGGCAAAGAGGGAAAUACAAAAGGCGCUGGAACUACCUCUAAUUCUUCAGACAGUGCCAUGUUUAGCACGGACCAAGUUUUUGUUCGAGAUUCAGCACCGGACUCGGAGUUGGUAGAAACGAAUACUACACAUGGAAUUAAAAUUGAAGAAGGUUCUCGUGGAGUAUUUGAAAUUGUAGAAAACGAAAGAGUGAGGCAUGCCAGCACACAUAGUGCUUCAUCAUCAAGGGACUCGCUGUACAACGUUUACUCGGAGUCAAUAAACGUUACCGGAUCCAUUGCCGGAUCGUCCGAAGACUUUGAUGAUGUUUCGCCUAAUAUUAACUCUGCAUCGCUUUUAAACGAUCCUAUGAUGGCGGGAUUUCCGCCGUCGUCCAGCUCGGAAAAUUCCGGACCCUCAACGUCAAAUGUAUCUAUGGAGCCAAUGGAAACUGGGAACUCUCUCGACUCGCCCCUCUUAAACGCUGGGCCUAUGCAAUACGGAAAUAAUGAAAGAGGGAUGAAAUCCCCACUGGACUUUUCAGCAGUUCGUCGCAGUCCUCCUCCGCCAAAUGUGACGCUAAAUCCGGAAAAAUAUAAAAGGAACUCAAUGCCGUUAGAUCCUAGUUCGUGGUCAAAAGCACAAGUUAAAGAAUGGCUGGCGUGGGCUAUCAAAGAAUAUAACCUCAAUGACGUAGAUAUAAAGAAAUUUGCAUCUACAGACGGUUACAAACUAUGCCAAAUGACUAUGCGAGAUAUGUGUCGUCUCACAAGCAAAGCCAGUUCCGACCUUCUCAUAGCUAAUUUAACAUAUCUCAAACAAAAUCAGAACGGAUUUGGGCCAUACAAAGGAAUCGUUGACCCAUUUCAAGCAGCACAAGCACGUCAACCUCACAUCAAAGACCCGUAUCGGUUGUUUGGACCAAUUUGUCUGGAACUUUCCAACCCAGGUUCGGGCCAAAUACAACUAUGGCAAUUUUUAAUGGAACUUUUAACCGUACCUUCGAACGCGCCUUGUAUAUCAUGGGAAGGAGUUACGGGUCAAUUCAAGAUGGUCGAUCCGGAUGAAGUAGCAAGAAGAUGGGGUGAAAGGAAAACCAAACCUAACAUGAACUACGAUAAACUCAGCAGAGCGUUGAGGUAUUACUACGACAAAAACAUAAUGACAAAAGUACACGGCAAAAGAUAUGCAUAUAAGUUUGACUUUAACGGAAUAUACCAGACACUCCAAAUGAACGCCAACCCACCGACCAAUCAACCAAGUUUAUUUUACAGUUCUCGUCAAUCACGUGUCCGUCAACAGGCUCGAAUAUCGUUAAGUCAGUUGAGAAAAUUGUCACAAGCGGGUAUGAUACCUCCUGGUAUGACCGAUCCUGUUUCGACAAACUCUUGAAAUCGUGUCUUUUUACCAUGGAGACGAAACAGCACAGAUGAUACUCUGCUUUCGGUGGGAUGAGUGGAAAGAGAAAAUCGCUUAUCCAGUGCUGAAGGAAGCGGGCAUUUCAAAUACUGGAAUUCAGCGACUAUGGAGUAAACAUUCUAACUGUCAAUUUAGCUAUACAUACCGAGCUGUUGAAUUAUUGGAUUCCGACUUAGGACUUUUCAAAAACAGACACCGACUGAUUCCGGAUCAUGGUACAGUCUCAAAAUCUUGACUCCAAUGUAACAAAAAGUCUGGCUCUUGUAAUUCGCAAGUCUUCUUUAUUUCCACAUUUAAAUGAAUAUUUUACUUCUAACAUUUAAUAGAUUUAAUUUGCGAUUCUUAAUUCUGAUAAGUAUAAAAUGUUGGCUCCUUGUCCGGAGUUUUACUAUACGACUCUGUCUUCAACACCGAUACUAAUAAACUGCAAACUGGAAUUGUUUCAGACGACGAAAACUAUGACUUUGUCGGUCUUUAGUUUCCAUGAAAAUUUCAACUCCGUUUCCCGAUAUAUAGAUACUUGAAAUUUCGUCUGUCAUCGUUUAAAAUUUCUCUUAUACCAGUGGUUCUCAAUCUUUUUUUCAAGUGACCCAAUUACAAAAAAGAAAUCUCACGACCCAAGGAUAUACUCGCAUACUGAACAGUAUAUGUAGUGCUUUCGUGGCCGCAAAAUGAAAUGGCUACUAAAAAACAGUCAUUUUUACAUAUAUAAUAUUCACUUCAACAAUUCAAAGUUUCUUCGCACCACUGGUGUAUCUAGGAAUUCAGCAGAAUAAUAUUUAUUUUUUAUUUUUAACGCUUAUUUUAUAAAUUGCCCUUGUUUGUUGAAGUCUAUGCGCGGAAUACGCAAAAUAUUGUUAAACAAUUGAGCCAGGCGAGAAAAUCGGAAUAUACCUGAAAUAGGAGCUGUAUAUUAUUAAAAUUGCUCCCCAAAGUAUUAAAGAAUUACCCUACAUACUCGUUGAUUUUGGGCCUCGCCAACUUUGAUUUUUCUGGGGAUUUUUAUGAGAAUGAAAUUAGGAUUUAUGUAAAAAAAUUGCACAAGCCCGGUUAUCUUUCAAAUUUAUGUUUUCAAUAUAUAGAUUCACCACUGCUUCUCACUUGUAUAUACCUAAAACACUGCGAUGGGAAUGAAAAACAACUUUACACAGCAAGCCA